CUCCACACGGAUCCUAUUAAAGCCGGCUUUGUGCCGGCCGUUUCGAGUCCGUCGUCGUGUAGCUCUGAUCGUUAGCGCUAGCUCGCUCCUUCCACACCACGAACCCACCCACCUCCCCCAAACCUAAUCAUCCAUCCGCGCCCUGCUCCGCUAGGGCGAUCUCGUCUGUGGAGGCAGACAGAUCCACCCGAUCACUGCUGAUCGACCUGCCCUCCUCUUCCCCACGAUCCCGUGGGUGCUUUUCCUGGGAUUUUCCGCUGCGUGGCGACCAAUUUGGUGCGACGAAUCGUGUGCUCGCUUUGCGUGUGGAUCUGGUUUAGCACGGCGGAGGGAAGCGUGGAGGUGUUCUGAGAAGAGGGGAUCGUCUAGUGCUCUCUGGGGUUCGAUCUGUUCAUCUUCUUUAGAUCUCGAAGGACUUCGUGAGGUCUACCACUACAAGCUGUCUAAGUUAGACCACCUGCAUCUCGGGGCAUGGAGACUUUGGUCAUCUCCGAGCAGCGCGGUCACCACCACUCCUGUCGCCGGAAGAAGCCAUCAUCAGCGUCGUCGCACUUCUCCUCGCCCCAGCCCAUGCGCGGCUUCCAAUCCGUCAACUGCCGUGCAUUCCACUCCGGCAUCACCAUCGGCAUCCUGCCAUCCCCGUCCGCCCAGGUGGCACGGACCCGCUCCUCACCUGAGCCCAAGACGCCGAAGCAGCAGCUGCACCACGGAAAAAAGCGCAGCAGAGCAAUCUCUAUAAGCCCUUCGACAUCCCCUCCCUCUCGCCCUGAGCUCUGGGCUGGUCCGGGGUUCUCCAACUCGCCACCUCCCAGCUCACUGCCGAUACCCAAGUUCUCCCUCCACCAGAAGCGCAGUGUCUCACUUGAGUUUCCACCUGCUGACCGAUCAGACGACGAAGAGGUGCCUGUGCAUGCCAAUUCGGCACCUUCAUCGCCGACUGCAAACUCAGGUGUUAAUUUCUUUAGUAGUAGUGACACUGCCAUUGCAACGGAAAAUCUGAGGAGGAUCCUUCACUUGAAACUUGAUGAUCACUGAAUGGGGAGUGGACAGUUCUGUGUACAUAGGUUAACUACAACUAACUUGGUAGCACAAUAGGGGUACUGUAGGUGAGAACAACCACCUUUCGAUAGUAGUACUGUAGGUGGGUUAGCAGCAAGCACAGCGAGAAGGUUAGGUGAUAUGAAACUGCAGUAAAGGAUGUGGUGGUGGUGGAGAUUGAUGGGGUGCAUGAGGGCACUGCAGUUUCUGAGUCACCUUUGUAGCUUGUAGUCACCUAUUAAUUUCCAAUGUUCCUUUUAGGUGUUGGUUCUUUAGGCGUUAGAUAAUCAUUUGCAUCCUUGGUACCCGUCAUUGACCAAUAGUGGUAACAUACAUAGUCCUUGCUCCUGGUAGUUCAUGUCAGGCAGGGUAUUGUAGUUUGUCAGUACUGUUCAAGUUUAGAUAACUUUAGCUUACAUCCUGCCAUAUGUGUAGCCAUCCUGCGGAUGGCUGCAUCUCUUGAAACUUGCAUUCUGUCUCCUUGUUGAUUCAUUACCUUGCAUCCGUCUUCUGACUUUGACUCACCAUCCUUCAUAACAUCUCCUUGUGCUCUGCAAAGUGUGCAAGGAUCUCCCUCUACUGGCACUUCUGUUUUUUGGAAGGAAGAUGCUCAGUGGAGUUGUUAUGAAGUCCCAAUUCAAUGUUUGUUCUCCUCCCAUCUGUCUCUAAUUUUAUCUGUGCACCUCCUGUUUUCCUCAGUUCUUUGCAUAUCUAGCAUUUCAAAUUGCAUUCCCUGCCAUCCAAUCUUCAUUUCGUACCAUUGCUCUUGGAGUUGCAUCUAGUGGUGGUCUGCCCUUUGUUUAGGCCAUUCUUUGUACCUCCCGGUCCUUGUUCAUAUUCCUGGAGCAUGCCCCGAUUUUAAUCUUCUUCAUGUAUUCUCAUAAAGGACUUCAUGUGCCAAAGACCAGCAAGUGUGCAGACCUGAAUAUGGUUUGCUUAUCCAAUGCACCAUAUGGUAUACCUGGAGUCCAGAAUCUAUCGAGUUUCUAUCACUAGUUAUCUGUUUUCUUCAGUAGCCCAGUAUAUGCAAGACUGUUAAGUUCUGUGUAAUACCCGCUUGAUUAGUUGUUUCUGGUACCGUUUUAAUGUUACUAUAUGGUGUCCAUGUUGUUUCAUGAUAUUAGUGGAUGCUGUGGCAUUCUGUCUCAUUCUGAAACACUUCAGUGUUAUACCUUCAUGUUAAUUGUAGUCCAGUUUCUGUGACUUGUUUGAAGCUUAUGUUAUAGCAUGGUAAUUUCCUAGAA
Molecule: messenger RNA, 2282 nt
Organism: Phragmites australis (common reed)
Lineage: Eukaryota; Viridiplantae; Streptophyta; Magnoliopsida; Poales; Poaceae
Exons: 4
Coding region: 472-1035 (187 amino acids)
Source: RefSeq, a predicted model, not a curated record